Messenger RNA from Rotaria sp. Silwood1, 3171 nucleotides. The record is from the annotation of a GenBank genome assembly. Lineage: Eukaryota; Metazoa; Rotifera; Eurotatoria; Philodinida; Philodinidae.
AUGUCGAAAAGUGAAGAUUUAGAAUUAUUAAAAGUAAUUGAAUUACAAAAUGAACUUAAAAAACGUGGUCUUGAGACAAAAGGACGCAAAGCAGAUUUAAUCACUCGUCUACGUCAAGCAAUUAAUGAUGGUAUUGAAGCUACUGAAACAACAACAACAACAGGUAAUCCAGAUAUAAGUGAUGAAGAAUCAGUUCCACCUGUAAUCAAAGAUGAAACAUCAUCUCCAUCAAGUGCUAUUGAAGAUGACGAUGAUGAUGAUGAUGAUGAACCAAAAUCCGUAUCCAAUAAUGAUCAAUUAGAAAAUCCUCCUCCUAUACAAGAAAUAGAAUCAAUAUUAAGUAAAAAACGUCGUCUUACUGAUGAUGAAGAAGGUGAACAUAAUGAAAUAGAAAAAUUAAAAGAUGAAGAUAUUGAAAAUGAUGAAUUAGCUAAACAACGACGUAAGAAAAAAAGUCGUUGGGGAUCAGAACAAGAUGAAGAAGAAGUCGAAUCAACAGAAAAACAACAUACUACAAAACGUACUUCCGAUGAUGAUGAUACUAUUGAUAAUAGUAGUACAACAAGUAGUAGUAGACAUCGAGAUCGUGAUCAUCAUCGAUCAUCAAGACAUGAUGAUGAUCGACAUCAUACUAAUCGACAUUCAGAAAGAUCAACUGAAAAAGAAAUAUCACUUCCAGAAGAAGAAAUUGUACAAUACAAUCCUGAUGAUGUUGUUCUAGAUUUUUAUACAUCUGAUCUAAAUCUUAAUAUUAAUACAAAUUGUUUAUCAGCAUCAAAUAAAACAAAUGAUGCAUUAUGUUUUUUAUGGGCUGGUACUCGUGCAAAUUAUGGAUUUAAACAAGGAAAAAUUUGUUAUGAAAUUCGAAUAAUUGAAAUUAUUGAAUGUUCACAUAUGCCAGAUAAUGAAAAAGAAAAAUUUGGUAUUCGUAUUGGUUGGUCAAAUUUAUAUUCUGGCCUUCAUGCACUUCAAUUAGGUGAAUUUAAUGAUUCAUUUGCUUAUACAUAUACUGGAAAGAAAAUAUGUAAAUUAAAUGAUGAAUUUUCGGAAGAUAAAUAUGGUGAAUCAUUUGGUGUAAAAGAUAUUCUUGGAUGUUAUAUUGAUUUUGGAAAUAAUGAUGAUAAUAAUAAUAAAAUAUAUAUAUCAUUUACAAAAAAUGGUCAAGAUUUAGGUCAAGCAUUUGAAUUAGAUAAAACAAAUUUUAUAAAUAAUAUUGAUGAAAAUCGAUUGAUUUUUUAUCCACAUAUUUUAGUUAAAAAUAUUAAAUUUGAAUGUAAUUUUGGACAAUUAGAAACAUCAUGGUCAGAAAUUAAAAAUAAUUAUAUAUUUCCACAAAAUAUUCCUUUAAAUGAACGAAUUCAUUGUUCAAAACCAAUUCUAGAAAAAAAUGAUUGUCAUGUUAUUUUACUUUCGGGAUUAAUAGGUUCAGGUAAAACAACAUGGGCAAAUAAAUAUAUUGAAGAUAAUCCAACAAAAAAUUUUAAUUUAAUCAAUGUUGAAUAUGUUCUUAGGAAAAUGACGAUUGAUGGUAAAUUACCAAUAAUAAAAGAUCGUAAUGAUGGUUUAAUGUUACGUGUAAAUAUUUGUUUACAAAAAUUAAUUGAAAUAGCUGCACAACGUCGACGAAAUUAUAUUAUUGAUCAUGUGAAUAUAAGUCGAGAAACUCAAUCAAAACGUCAACGAUUAUUUACUGGUUAUCAUCGUAUAGGUGUUGUUAUUGUACCUAAUGAUGAUGAGUUGAAAAGUCGUAUUGAAAAAAUUGAAAAAGCAGAAAAUAUUUCAAUACCUUCACAAUGGAUUCGGGAAGCGAAAGCUAAAUUUCAUUUCUUACAAAAAGGUUCUUCAUUAGAAGAUGUUAUCUAUCCUGAAUUAUCUUAUGAAGAUGCUAAAUCUUUGUAUGAUAAAAUUCAUCGAGAUUAUGAUCAACAUCGUUCAUCUUCAUCACGUUAUGAUCGACAUGAUGAUCAUCGUUCGUCACGUAAUGAUCGAAAUCGUUAUGAUGAUCGAGAUCGUGGUAGUCGUGAUCAUGAUCGAUAUGAUCGUUACAAUAGAUCUCGUUCACGUGAACGUGGAAGUCGAGAUCGUGAUCGUGAUCGACGAACAUCCCGUGAAGAUUCACGUUAUUCUUCAUCACGUCGGAAUGAUAAUUAUAGUGGUGGUGAUGGUGGUCAUAAUAAUAAUAACUAUCGUGGAGGUGGAUAUUCACGUGGUGGUAGUAGUAGUUAUUCUGAUCAUCGACAAGAUUCAAGAAACAAUAAUUCUAAUCAACGUGGUAGUUUCCAUGAAAGAGGCUAUCAUGGACGAGGAGGUAAUAAUCAAUCGAAUGAUGGAUGGCGUGGUGGAUAUCAUCAGCAACAAAGAAAUGAUUUUGGCGGAGGUAAUAGUGGACGUGGUCGCGGAGAUUUUCGAACUGGAAAUCAGUUUAAUAAUAAUCGAGGAUCAUAUCAUGAUAAUCAACGUGGUGGUAGUAGUGGGUUUCGAUCAGAUUUUAAUAAUCAACAACGUGGUCGACAAUUUAAUGAAUAUGAUAAUAAUUCUCAACGUCAAGGUAGUACGGGUGGAUUUAUACAAAAUAAUAAUAAUUUCAAUCAACAACAUGAUCGACAAGGAUUUGGAUCUCGACCACCAAUGCAACAGCAACAGCAGAAUCUAUUUCAAAAUCAAUCUCAACGUCCACAAUCACUUCUUCAAAAUCCACCAUCUAUUCAACAGCAACAAUUUCCAUCUCAAAUUCCUCAACAAAUAACAACAAAUAAUCCAAAUUUAUCUUUACAAUCCCAAAAUCCUUUAGCUAUGAAUCCGACUAGUGUAACACAACCAAGUUCACUUGAUUCAUGGUUUGCAUUAUAUGCUGCUGCUGCACUUAAUCCACAAGUCUCUCAACAACAAAUUCAACCACAACAAGAUACUAAUUCAAUAACUCAAUGGACACAAUGGUUAAAAACAGCACAAAUGGGUCAAGCAGUUCAACAACAACAACCUCAAAUAACUAUUCAACAACCUGACACUCAACACCACCAACAACAACAAAAUCAAUUGCCUGAUGCAGCUGCUUUGUAUUAUCAAGCAUAUUAUGCUCAAUUAGCAGUUGCUCAACAACAAGCAGCAGCAGCUGGUUCAACAAAUGGUAGUAUAGCACCACCUGGUAGUAGCGAUAAAUCACUUUCCUGA